Colletotrichum destructivum is the source of this 2991-nucleotide messenger RNA. RefSeq names its product Putative alpha-D-phosphohexomutase, phosphoacetylglucosamine mutase. The transcript has 2 exons. Gene Ontology annotation, molecular function: phosphoacetylglucosamine mutase activity; magnesium ion binding. The record is from RefSeq and is a predicted model, not a curated record. Bases 362 to 1984 code for a protein of 540 amino acids. Lineage: Eukaryota; Fungi; Ascomycota; Sordariomycetes; Glomerellales; Glomerellaceae. Gene Ontology annotation, biological process: UDP-N-acetylglucosamine biosynthetic process; carbohydrate metabolic process.
UGUCAGCUGGCGGGGCCCGCUGUGCUGCUGCUGCUAUUCUUGCACAAGGUCAGUACAAUGGCGGGGAGCUUGUACCGAGUGAGUGAGGUGAGUGGAGGAACAAGGUCUCAAAAAGAGGACACUGGAAUGGCAGCCCAGCAAGCAAACUGCCGCCCGCCAUUUCCCUCUCCACUGUUUUCUCGUCAACAUCCCCGGAUCUCCUUCUCUCUCUCUCUCUCUCUCUCUUUCUUUCUCCCGUCCGUCAAUCGCUCUUCUAGCCCGUAGAACCUUGCCUUCUGAAUUGUCCUCUUGUCCCGCUACGUACGAGUAGCUGCACCCCCCCCCCCCCCCCCCCGACCAGUCUUUUCCAAUAACGCCCGUCAUGUCGGACGACAAGAUCAUCGCCGCUUCCAAGAAGCACCCCAUCGUGCCGAACCACACCUUCAACUAUGGCACUGCGGGGUUCCGGAUGAAAGCCGAUCUCCUCGACGGUGUCACUUUCCGUGUCGGCUUGCUCUCUGGCCUGCGUAGCCGCAAGCUCGGUGGCCAGACCAUUGGUGUUAUGAUCACUGCCAGCCACAACCCCGCCGUCGACAAUGGUGUCAAGAUUGUUGACCCUAUGGGUGACAUGCUCGAGCAGGAAUGGGAGUCGUACGCUACCAAGCUCGUUAACAGCUCCUCGGACCAGGAGCUCGUCGACAACUACAAGGCCUUGGCUUCCCAGCUCCGCAUCGAUCUCUCGGCCCCUGCCCGCGCCAUUUAUGGUCGGGAUACCCGUCCCUCAGGCCACAAGCUUGCCACUGCUCUCGCCGACUCCUUCGAUGCCGCAGGCGUCGAGUACGUCGAUUACAAGAUCCUCACCACUCCCCAGCUGCACUACCUCACCCGAUGUAUCAACACCGAGGGCACACCCCAGUCGUAUGGCAAGGUCAGCGAAACGGGUUACUACGAGAAGUUCGCCGAUGCGUUUGUCAAGGCCCUCAAGGGCCGUAAAAUCGACGGCCAAUUGACCGUAGACUGCUCCAACGGUGUCGGUGGCCCCAAAUUGACCGAGUUCCUGAAGCAUGUCCCCAAGGACGUGACUGGCUUCGACGUCAAGGUCGUCAACGACGACGUCCUCCGCCCCGAGGUCCUCAACCUCGACUGCGGAGCAGACUUCGUCAAGACCAAGCAGCGCGCCCCUGCCUCUCCCAAGCCUCUCCCUGGCGCCCGCUACUGCUCCUUCGAUGGCGAUGCCGACCGCCUGAUCUACUACUACACCGACCCGGAUACUGGCUUCUUCAUGCUAGACGGCGACCGGAUAUCCACCUUGGCUGCUUCCUUCAUCGGUGACCUCGUCCGUUCGGCUGGUAUUGAGAAUGACCUACGCAUCGGUGUUGUUCAGACCGCCUAUGCCAACGGUGCUAGCACCAACUAUAUUGAGAAGCAUCUUGGACUGCCUGUUGUGUGCACGCCCACUGGCGUCAAGCACCUGCACCACGCCGCCCUCAAGUUCGACAUCGGUCCCUACUUCGAGGCCAACGGCCACGGCACCGUCCUCUUCAGCCAGGACGCCAUGCGUGCUUUCCGUGAGACGAAGCCCCAGUCACCCGCCCAGAAGGAUGCCCUUGAGACCCUGGCUGCUGUCGGCAAUCUCGUUAACCAGACGGUCGGCGAUGCCCUAUCCGACAUGCUGAUGGUCGAGGUGAUCCUCGCCCACAAGGGCUGGACGCUUAAGGACUGGGCCUCGACCUACUCGGAUCUCCCAAACCGCCUCGUCCGCGUCGAGGUUGGCAACAAGGAUGCUUUCCAGACUACCGACGCCGAGCGCCGCCUGAGCCAUCCCGCGGGUGCCCAGGACGAGAUUGACCAGUGUGUUAGAAAGUACACCAGCGCUCGUUCUUUUGCUCGCGCCAGUGGUACCGAGAACGCCUGCCGCGUGUAUGCCGAGGCGGCCACCCGCUCCGAAGCCGAUGAGCUGGCGAACAAGGUUGCCGGCAUCGUGAAGCAGUACGGUGGGCUGUAGGCAAAGUCAAUGCUGCGAUAUGGGCAAUGACAUUGCCACAAAGUUGGCGAUGGGCGAUGGACGAGUGACGGGUGGCUUGCCUCACCAGCAGCUACCACACAAAAAUUACGGCGUUGUUUCAAAAGCUAGAGCGAAUUUGAUGCAAGGAGAAGACUUGCCCAGAGUUACGAAAUGAAUAGGAAACGAGACAUUUGAUAUUCAAACUCCUCAUCCCUCAAAGUGCAUUUGUUCUGCAUCGGACGAUGAGGCAGGGCGGCUGAGCUUAGUUCCGCGCUCUCUCUCUCACUUAUGCCUCUAGCUGCACAUGAAAUGGGUAUCCCAAAAAGAAAAAGAAAAGGAAGAGAAGAAUGAAUGUAUGAAGGCCAAUGAUGUAUGACAUCAUGCAAGUAAGUGAGUGCCUGGGGAUUCCCUGCUUUGACAUUGUCACUCCCCUUUCCAUGAUUAUCCCGCCUUGAGCGUGUUGGCAGGCCCGUCCAGAUCGACAGGUAAAAUCGUUAGGGACAUUCGCCCGUGACGCUUGUUUCAGAACGGCCUGAUGUUGCCACGUAGCUAUCGUGGCUUUUGAGAAGCCUGGCAACUCGUUCGGUAUACAAUCAUUCAUGUUUACAUAGCGAAUCCAGCUAGGCUCAUUUUCCACUCCGGAUCGGUCAGUCGGUGUGCAUUGGAUUCGAAGUCAUAGUGUCAGUGGGUGGUUCAAGUCGUCAAUUCUUCUCUCUAUCAUACACGUUUCUCUUUCCACCCCACCGUUUGACGUCUGCCCAAACCGACGGUUUCCAACCUGGCCCAGUCCGUCUCUUUUGUGUUCUUCCACUGCUUUCCUUCUUUUCAUGCAGACGCCUCUCUGUCACGCCUCUUUAUUACCUGUAUAACCUUGUCCCCUGCGACUCGUCCCAGAGACAUACUGCAACAGAAAGUCCCAGAAACAGAAGCAACGAGAAGUAAAGAAUAGGCCUACUAACACAUUAACACAAACACCCUCGGUGCUUGCCCAUCCGCUAAAUAUGUAU